AUGAGCGGCGCACAGAAGUGCGGGGGCCGCUGGCUGCAGGCGGUGGGCCCCAUGGCAACGAGCUACAUGGUCAAGGCGGCGCCGCUGGCUCGGGCGGGUGCCGGCGCCUGUGCCGGGCGCGUGGAUCGACCUGGGGCUGCCAGGCGUGCGAGCGGCGCGGGCCGAGCUGGAGCGGCGCGGCGCGCCGCCGCCCUGGGGGCGCCGUCCUACGUGUCGGGCCUCGGCCUGCUGCUGGGCAUCGAGCGGCUGGGGACCUGGUGGUGGCAGGACCCGCAAUUCAAGCUGCAGAGGUACGGCGGCGCAUGCGCGCUCGGCACGCUGGCGGCACCCGCGUUUGAGACGCCCCUGUGGCAAGUGUUCAUGCAGCAGGUGUUUGCGUCGCACGAGGAGAUGCUGCGGCGGCGCGACGGCCUGCUGAUCGAGGACGCCGCUGUGCGCCCGCUCACCUGGGGCGCGACGGUCACGCCAGCGCGGCGCCCGUGCCGCCCCCGCGCGUCCUCAGCGCCGCUGGCCGCGCCGCUGGCCGCUGCGGCUGCAGCGGUGGCGGCUGCGCAGCACGCGCGCCUCGCCGGCCGCGCACCAUGGCCCCUGCAGGAGGCGAGCGGCGCGCUGCUGCUGCUGAGCGCGGCGCUGUCGCCGCCGAAGGAGGCGGCCGCAGCGCCAGGCGAGGUGGCUUGGCUGCUUGAAGCUGCGCCGCACCCGGCUGAGGUCCCGCAGGCGCCACCGCUGCACGCCAGCGGACACCCACCGGCGGGCAGGCCUGUGCACGCUGCUGCACAUGGCGGCGGCGGCGGCGGUGGCGGCGGGGGCGGCACCGGCGGCGAUGGCGCAGUGGCGGUCGUUGCCGCGGCGGCGGCCGCGCCUCUCGCGCACGCGGGCGCGGCGCGCAACACGGCACACAGCGGGGCGGCGCAGCACGCGCUGCUGUCGGGGGCGGCGCCGGCAGGGGCCCCGGCGCCGUCCGCGGGCUCGGCUGCCGCUGCGCUCACGGCGCUCCGCAGCGGCGGUCUGUCGCGCGCGGCGGGGCCGUCUGCGGCGCCCUCCGAGUCGCCCGCCCUGGCGCCUGCAAGCGCGGGGCCGCACUCGGCCGCCGCCAGCGCCUGCGCCGGCGCCGCCGACAGCGGCGAUGUGGCCCACGCGCCCAAGCAUCGCAAGCUGCUGGCGGCAUCGCCCAUCUUCGGCACGACCGGCGUGCGCACGGUGCACGACGCGUGGCGUGAGUGGAUGGUGGGCCUGGAGGGGCGGCUGCCCGCGCCCGAGGCGAUGGCGGCGGUGCGCGCCAGCGAGACCCUGCAGCUGGGCCGCAGGAACACCGAGAUGCUGCACAAGCGCCGCUUCCCGUGCGAGCGCAUCCAGGCGGAUGUGGGCGGCGGCUGCAACGUGGGGCUGGCGCUGGCGCAGUACGAGGCGGCGCGCGCGGCGCUGGGGCUGACGCUGGACCAGCUGGGCGGUGGCUGCCGGCUCCUGCGCAGCCACCGCCUGUCUGUGAGCGCGCGCUGGGCGCCCUGCGGGCGCGCAGGCAGUGCUCGCCUUUUCAGCGGCGCUGCAGGCGGCAAGGGGCGGCGGCACGAUCCACGGAACUACGCUUGCGGCUGCUGA
This is a messenger RNA of Monoraphidium neglectum, 1599 nucleotides long. RefSeq lists its product as hypothetical. The transcript has 7 exons. The record is from RefSeq and is a predicted model, not a curated record. The coding region runs from base 1 to 1599 and encodes 532 amino acids. Lineage: Eukaryota; Viridiplantae; Chlorophyta; Chlorophyceae; Sphaeropleales; Selenastraceae.